UUGGAUAUAUGCAGUCCUACCUAGAGACGUUCCACGAUUCAGCAUAGGAUGGCCGUGCUCCCUCCCCGCUGCUGCCCCUCCCUCUUCACAGCAGUGAUCUUGCUCCUGUUUCGCCCAUCUCCGGCAUCGCCUCAUGCUUUCUUCAUCUUCGGCGACUCCCUCGUCGACGCGGGGAACAACGACUAUCUCGUGACCCUCUCCAAGGCCAACACCCCGCCAUACGGCGUCGACUUCUCGUUUUCUGGCGGCAAGCCGACCGGGAGAUUCACAAACGGCAGGACCAUUGCGGAUGUCAUUGGUGAAGCCUUGGGGCAGGAGAGCUUUGCUCCUCCCUACUUGGCCCCAAACUCUAGUGCUGAAGUGAUCAACAGUGGAGCCAACUAUGCUUCUGGUUCUUCCGGCAUUUUCGACGAGACCGGUUCCUUCUAUAUCGGAAGGGUGCCACUAGGACAGCAAAUCAGCUACUUUGAGAAGACCAGAGCUCAGGUACUGGAGACCAUGGGGGAGAAUGCCACGGCCGACUUCUUGGGGAACGCGCUCUUCACGGUGGCUGCUGGAUCCAAUGACAUCCUGGAGUACCUCUCACCUGCAGUGCCAUUCUUGGGACGACAGAAACCUGACCCUGCAGUUUUCCAGGACGCCUUGGUUGCCAAGUUGGCAUUUCAUCUCAAGCGGCUGAACGAGCUCGGGGCUAGGAAAUUUGUCAUCGCCGACGUCGGCCCGCUGGGCUGCAUACCGUACGUGCGCGCCCUGGAGUUCAUCCCUGCGGGCGAGUGUUCGGCGGCUGUGAACAGGCUCUGCGAAGGCUACAACAGGAGGCUGAAGAGGAUGAUCGGCAGGCUGAACCAGGAGACGGGCCCGGAGAGCGCGUUCGUCUACACCAACACCCACGGCAUCGUCAUGGAGAUCAUCCGGCAGCACCGUCAAUACGGUUUCGAGGAGGCGCUGGACCCUUGCUGCGGCGGCAGCUUCCCGCCGUUCCUCUGCAUGGGCGUCGCCAACUCGAGCUCCGCCACCCUGUGCGAGGACCGCUCCAAGUACGUGUUCUGGGACGCGUUCCACCCGACCGAGGCCGUCAACCUCAUCGUCGCCGGCAGGAUCGUCGACGGCGGCGCCGCCGAUGCGUGGCCCGUCAACGUCCGCGCCUUGUUCCAGCGUCGAUACGGAUGAACGAGGAGAUCGGCGUGCAUGCACCGCAUCGCGGAAUAUCUCCUCCCCGGCGCAACACUUGCUGCACGUCUGCAAACGUGUAGAACGUGACGGAGGACGGUGACUUUGACGCGCGGCAAUUUUCUUUUCUUUUUCCUUCUCUCCGCUGUUUGCCUUUGGCUCCUUUGUGAAGGCCGGAAAGUAGAUCGCUGUUGUCGAAAGGAACCAUUCGGAGCGACCGACGGACGGUAAUAUAUACCGGCGUACGUGCGGUGUACAGAGGUGCAUAAGUGCGAAGCAGUAGAGAGUAGAGACUGGUAGCGCACGUUUUUUACGGGACUGUUCUGCGCAGCGCCGCCGGUGCAGCUUCCGGCCACGCCACGCCACGCCACGCGCCCACGCGGGUAUAUAUGCGCGCAACACUUGGACUCGGUCUGUUGACGACGGCCGGGCGGUGCCAGGCGCGUACGUAGCCUUCCAUGGAGGCGGGUGCGGGGCCUCCGAAGCCCGGGGCCGCGGCGAAGGUGGCGUCGUCGUCGUCGUCGUUCUCGUCCGUGGCCGCCACGGCGGCGAGCCUGGUGGCGGUGGGCCUGGGCGGCGCGGCGCUGCUGGUGUGGUGGGCGCUGGCGUUCCACCCGGCGCACGCGCGGCUCUGGAUGGUGCCCGCGGGGCUGGUCCUCCUCGGCACCCCCGUCCUCGCCUGGCUCUCCCUCUUCGCCUCCGGCCCGUGCCGCUGCGGCCGCCGCCGCCCGGUCGACGCGCCGGAGCCUCCGGCGCCGGGCGCACACGCAGCCGCUUAGCGACCUGCUUACUUGUACGUAGCUUGCAGUUGCUUCACCUGCCGAAUACCAUUCUUCCGUGUGCAUGCAGUAGCUUCUCUUCUUUCGACACGUACGCGCCUGUCUAAUUAGUUUGCUCUGCUGCUUCUUGCUCGCUCCGGGAUCAGAUGAGAUCAGACCAGAUGUACACAGCCAUACUACAUAUGUUCACCUUUUGUUUCUA
Molecule: messenger RNA, 2151 nt
Organism: Triticum aestivum (bread wheat)
Lineage: Eukaryota; Viridiplantae; Streptophyta; Magnoliopsida; Poales; Poaceae
Product: GDSL esterase/lipase At5g41890
Exons: 5
Coding region: 49-1170 (373 amino acids)
Biological process (GO): lipid metabolic process
Molecular function (GO): lipase activity
Source: RefSeq, a predicted model, not a curated record